Messenger RNA from Tetrahymena thermophila SB210, 1653 nucleotides. RefSeq lists its product as hypothetical. The record is from RefSeq and is a predicted model, not a curated record. NCBI's taxonomy places the organism in Eukaryota, Ciliophora, Oligohymenophorea, Hymenostomatida, Tetrahymenidae. The transcript has 4 exons.
CAUAAAUUAGAUCAAGGAAAAGUUUUUAUUAUAUUUAUUUUUAUAUAAAGACAUUCUUUCAAAUAUAAGAUUCAAACUGAAGUCAUUUUAAUUAAGCAAAUGUAGCCAUAGCCUAUAGCUAUUAUAAUUAGGAGUAACUAAACGUCAUAGUUUUAAGAAACAACGGGGCUUCUUUAUUUGACUAAGCAAGCUGAUAAUACUUACUAUACUGCUAUUGUGGAAAAAGAAAAUAUUAAUGCUGCGCCUUUUUAGGUUCUAGAUAACAACAAGUCUCCUCUAUAGCUUAUCAUAGAACAGCAAGAAAAAACUAGAAAAAAAGCAGAGAUGAUUGCUGAUAAAAUAAUAGAAGAAAUUAUUCUGCAAAAGCAAAAACAAUAAAUGUAAUAAAAGCUUAUUAAAGAAUAGAGUGAAGAAAUAUAAAAAUUAACUGAUGAUUUAACCUAAAACUUGGAAUCUAGAAGCAUGAUUGGCUUCCCUAGAAUGCCAAGCACUUCUAGUUUAGAUUUUAAUUUGAAAAGAUCAAAUUCUCAUAAUUAAAUAUAUAACACGAAUCAAUAUGUCCAAAAAAAGAAUGAGCUUAUACUACAAAUUGAUAAGUAGAUAGAAAAAAAUAUAAAAGAAGAAUAAAAUAACAUGCAUUCAUAUGAUAACAUAUCAUAAAGUAGUCGCCUUUCACCUAGAGGAGGGUCUCCCAAAUUAAAUGAAAUCCGCUAAUUAAAUAAGAGUAGAAAUCAAUUUUCACCUGAUAAGAGAAUAUCUCUAAAUAAAGUUAUGAACACUCAAGGCGAAAGAGUAGAAACAGAUGUAAGUAAUACAAGCAAUAAUGCAAGAGUUUUCCCCUUCUUGAAUCUGUAAUAGACAAAUGGAAACUAGUUUGACUUGAAAGAAUAUAUGAAAUAAGCAAUACUGUAAGGAAAAAUGUCCAACAAGUCUGCUAGUUAAUACCCAAACCAUGAUAAUGCUGAAAAUACACCAGCUUUUAACUUAAAUAAGCAGGCUAGAACACAUUCUUAAUUUGUAUCUACACUUAGUCAUAUUGAAGACUAAGGAGGAGAUUCUAACAAACAUGUGCAAAAUAAGCAAAGAGAAGAUAUAUCAAAUUUAACUAAUUCUUAAAGAUAAUCAAUAAAUUAAGGGGAAUAAUAAGUUUACUAUAAUAAUUUAGAUAGUUUUAGUGUAAACAAUCCAUAAUCAGAUAAUAUUUCUGUCGUUUCUAAUACAAUACCUGUAAAUUAAAAACUGAAUAGUAUUUAAUCUUAAGGAAAAUCUUAAACUAGACUUAGUUUGGCUAAAAGAAAUGUUGAAAGAGAUAAAUUAAAGAUGGCUCAUGCUGACGUUGAAAAUAAAACAUCAUAAUUUAAGAAAAUUAGUGAUUAAUAAACUGCAGUUAAUAAUAAAUCUAACACUUUAGAAAUAAAUAUAUAAGAUUUAGCUUCAAAAAAAGAAGAAAGAGUCAAAUAGUCUAGCAAAAAAAGUGAAUAAGAUUUAGGCCAAAAUAGUGCAUCACAGAUUAAUGAUUUUAUAACCAAAAUAAACUUAAUGCUUUAAAAAUCUGCUAAUAUUAAUGCAUAGAUAGAAUAAAGUAUGAUAGACUCUGAAAAAAAUUUAAAGCAGCUUGAGAGUUUAAAUAGCUUUACUACAAGCAAACAGUGA